AUAUAAUAAUAAUUUCAUUUCCCCCAAUUAGUCAGUCUGUCUUCCUCCCCAAGUUUCGUUUUGGGCUUUUAGCGAGAGACGACAGAGCAGAAAGAAGCAUUUGUCUUCUCCAGCCUUUGAAUCACUAUCACACCUCACCUUGUUUUAUUUUUCUAAGGUUAGGUUAGGUUAGGGUAGGCUUUUGGGGAUGAAUUAGGUGUAUAACUUGUGAGAGAGAGAGAGUGUUGAGAUUCAGAUUUCAAUGUCGGAGGGCAAUUCUCCGUCGAAAACGUUUCUCGGCGUCCGUUUCAUUCUCUUGGGAUUCGACCCCCUUCACGAGCAGAAGGUUCGAUCUAAGCUUGUGGGUUGUGGCGCGGUGGAUGUCGGCCACUAUUCCCUGAAUUGCAGUCAUGUGGUUGUGGAUAAAACUGUGUUUGAUGAUCCCAUAUGUGUUGCUGCCCGAAAUGACGGCAAAACACUUGUCACGGCUUUAUGGGUUCAUCACAGUUUUGAUGUCGGAGUGCCCGUUGAGUCUACUUCUAUUAUAUACAGACCUCUUAAAGAUUUGAAUGGUAUUCCGGAUGCCAAGAGUUUAAUUGUAUGCUUGACUGGAUAUCAGCGACAAGAUAGAGAUGACAUUAUGACAAUGGUGGGUUUAAUGGGUGCUCAAUUUUCUAAGCCCUUGGUGGCUAACAAAGUCACUCAUCUCAUAUGCUACAAAUUUGAGGGGGAGAAGUAUGAACUUGCCAAGAAAAUCCCAAAGAUAAAGCUGGUCAACCAUCGCUGGUUGGAAGAUUGCUUAAGGGAUUGGGCGCUCCUUCCUGAAGAUGAUUAUAACAAGAGUGGCUAUGAGAUGGAGAUGAUGGAAGCUGAGGCUAGAGAUUCAGAAGAUGAGGCUGAAAACACCAUUAUGAAGCAAUCUGGGGGGAGAAACAUGCAUAAGAGUCCUCUUAAUAUAAAAAGUCCCCCAGCAACAUCUGCGAUGCCUAAGUCAGAAGGAAACGUGCCUAAGGUUCCCAUGAAUUUUUAUAAUGCUAUGGACCAUGUAUUGAUUCCUCAGAAUGAGAAUAAAUUAGGUCAAGCCUCAAGCUUUUCUAGUGCUUAUGUUUCCAACGGAGUAAGCUGUCAGAAUGCAUGCAAAUUUAGGGAUGGUACAGAUGGUGAGCUAAAUGACCUACAUCACAGAACUCCAGAUCCUAAGGUGAGAGAUGAUUUGACAUCUAAUUUUGGAACUGCUGAAACGCCUGCUCAUUCUGCUAGGACCCUAAGCUACUCAAGGCAAACCCCAUUGAAGUCAACACUUCCACUGCACGUGGGAGAUAAAUCAAGCAAUGGAAGUGUGUCUUCUAAAGUACCCAUUUGCAAAUCAAAUGCCAAUUUUGGUUUAGCCUCUUAUACCUUUAAGGCAGAUCAAGAAAAUAACAAAAUUGACUCCAGUUGUGUUGAAGUCCCCUUAAAAGGAAUUCAUUCACAGAAUGGAGAAGAAUCAAGUGGUAUAUUGCCUCGGAAAAGGACGAUGGAUCUUUCUUAUGGUAGCUCCAAAUCACAGAAGAUGAAUCAUGAUGCAGAAGCAGGCAUUAUUUGUAGUCCUUCAUCAAGUGAUAAAUCUCCAAAAGUAAAGCCAACAUCUAUGGUUGAUGGUUCAUAUGAGACUACUAGCCAUUAUGUCAUCAGAAAUGAUGACCGCUCUCUGGAUAAGACUGGCAAUUUGAGUGCUGUAGAAAGCUCAUAUGCUGGUAUUUCACCAACCAAAUCAUCUACUGUUAUCCGGAAGCCAUUGGCAUGUGAUCUGCCUUUCUCUGCAACUGUGACCUCUGAGACAGCGGAAGAUGGAAAUGGCAACAAGAAAACACCUCUAACCACUUUUCAAAGAUUAAGAAAGUCCAGCUUAUCCAGCAAGCCUGGUAUUGUAGAUUGUGUUGUGGAAAAACUGACAUUUGCAGUCAGCAAAACAGUGGAACUGCAAAAUCAGCAUCAAGAUGUUGAGGGUCUGUCUUCAAAUAACAAAAAGUCAGUGACUAGUAAUUCCAACGACCCUGCUAGUUUGAACUUGCUUAAAGAUGGAAAUAAUCACUUAGAUACAAAAUCAGUAAGCAAGAGGAUGAUUUCCAAGAAGAUCCUGGUUUCUAGGCCUAAGUUAACUUCUGCUAACCAAAAGGGGUCUGUGUGCUUAGGUGAAGAUGCCUCUUUAAAUGAUACCACUUUUCAUUUAAAUUCAGGGGACCAUGAGAAAUCCCCUGGUGCUAUGAAGCUUGACAUGCUUUAUCCAGGUGCUGCUGCGGAACCCCCAAAGGAGGUGGAGGGAAAAGAUGUUACCAUGACUGCAGAUGUUGCUGAGAAUAAUGUUCAAUCUAUGGAUGAUGAAACUGAGGCUCCUGAGGAAGAAAGUGAACAUAAGUUAAAGAAUGUACUUCAUGAAGCAAAGGCUAUAGGGGUUCAAUCCACAAGUAAAUGUAUCACUACCAAAGAGAAAUCAGAAGGGAUGCAGCAGAUAUCGGAUCACUCUGAUGCCUGUGUUCAUGGUGAUGCAAUGGCCUCAGCAGAAAAUACAGAUGGAAAUGAACGAGAAACGACAGUUUCUGACAGGAUUUCCUUGCUGGUUGAGUCAAGCUCAGAAGGAGACGGUGUCAAAGGAAAGAAGAACAAAGGGAAAAAGCGUGAUUUGGGUAAAACCAAGUUUAAAGCUGUUCCUGCUGUGGCUGAUGUCAUGAAACCUAAGAAAUUUGUCUCUGAGGAAGAUACUCAGAAUGAGAAUAUUGGGGAGACACAGAAGGAACCGGAAAAAAUAGUAGGCAAAUCUAAGCGCCAUAGUGUGCCCAAAAAUAAGUUAGAGAACUCUUCCAAAAUGAAGGAAAACAGGCCAAUUGUUUGUGGGGAUCAAUCUGUAAGUACGGCCGAACAGCAGGCAGGAAAAUCAACGGAAGAUACUCAGAAUGAGAAUAUUGGGGAGACAGAGAAGGAACUGGAAAAAAUAGUAGGCAAAUCCAAGCGCAGUAGUGUGCCCAAAAAUAAGUUAGAGAACUCUUCCAAAAUGAAGGAAAACAGGCCGAUUGUUUGUGGUGAUCAAUCUGUAAGUACGGCCGAACAGCAGGCAGGAAAAUCAACGGUUAAAUCUAAUAUAACUCCAUUGAAGAUAAAUCAUUCAUCUGUAGAGAUCAGUCCUAAUUCUUCAAUACCAGAGGGGAAGGCUCCAAGCAACAUUAAAACUGAACCUGUAUGGUUUAUUUUGAGUGGGGCCAAAUUUCAAAGAAAGGACUUUCGGCAAGUUAUCAGGUGUUUGAAAGGAAGAUGUUGCCGUGAUUCUCAUCACUGGUCUUACCAGGCAACACACUUCAUAGCUCCAGGUCCAAUAAAGAGGACAGAGAAGUUUUUUGCUGCUACAGCAUCUGGAAGGUGGAUUCUUAGGAGUGAUUAUUUGGCAGCUAGUAAUCAGGCAGGAAGAUUUUUGGCAGAGGAACCUUAUGAAUGGCACCAGAAUGGCCUUAGUGAAGACGGUGCAAUCAAUUUGGAGGCUCCAAGGAAGUGGCGGCUCUUGAGAGAGAGAACGGGCCAUGGUGCCUUCCACGGAAUGCGCAUUAUCAUAUACGGUGAAUGUAUUGCACCACCUUUGGAUACUCUGAAGCGUGUUGUGAAGGCUGGUGACGGGACAAUAUUGGCAACUUGUCCUCCUUACACUCGAUUUCUCGACUCGGGGGUUGACUUUGCCAUUGUCAGCCCAGGCAUGCCACGGGUUGAUAUGUGGGUACAAGAGUUCUUGAAACAUGAGAUACCUUGCGUUGCAACAGAUUACUUGGUUGAGUAUGUGUGCAAACCUGGGUACCCACUUGAAAGACAUGUGCUGCACAAUACUCAUGCAUGGGCAGAAAAUUCGUUUGGGAGGCUGCAGAGGAGGGCAGAAGAGAUUGUCGAAGACGUUUUUGCACCUCAGGAUAGUUCUGGUAGUAGUGAUAUACCUUGCGUGGUUUGCGGAUCUGUAGAGAGAGGAGAGGUGAUGCUGAUAUGUGGCAACGAAAGUGGUUCUGUUGGCUGUGGGGUUGGUACUCAUAUGGACUGCUGCAAUCCGCCACUUGAGGAUGUUCCGGAGGGUGAUUGGCUUUGUCCAAAGUGUAGUCGGAGCAAAAACAGCACCAGCUCUUCCAAGAAAAGGAAAAAGGGUUAGAGCAAAUGAUUGUUCACUCAUCCCGGGUGCAAUUUAAUUUUGGUUUUGUAGAUUAAGUUAUGGAGUCUGUAGAUUGAUUAGCAAUGCAUUAUUGUCAAUUGCAUCCUUUUUUUUCCUUUUCCUUUUUUCUGUUUACAGUUGGAGCCUUAUUAUUAGUGACUUGUAUAGGGGGUGUUGAAAUUACAGUUUAAUUUCGGAGGUGUGAUUGUACGAUGGCUUGAUAUGAUGAAUGCACAAAAGUUGUUUGUGCAGAU
Prunus avium (sweet cherry) is the source of this 4392-nucleotide messenger RNA. RefSeq names its product transcription coactivator. The record is from RefSeq and is a predicted model, not a curated record. NCBI's taxonomy places the organism in Eukaryota, Viridiplantae, Streptophyta, Magnoliopsida, Rosales, Rosaceae.